Messenger RNA from Ostrinia nubilalis (European corn borer), 5409 nucleotides. RefSeq names its product serine/threonine-protein kinase minibrain (gene mnb). Gene Ontology annotation, biological process: positive regulation of DNA-templated transcription; protein autophosphorylation; peptidyl-threonine phosphorylation. NCBI's taxonomy places the organism in Eukaryota, Metazoa, Arthropoda, Insecta, Lepidoptera, Crambidae. The transcript is spliced from 12 exons. The coding region runs from base 925 to 2502 and encodes 525 amino acids. Gene Ontology annotation, molecular function: transcription coactivator activity; protein serine/threonine kinase activity; protein serine/threonine/tyrosine kinase activity. Gene Ontology annotation, cellular component: nucleus. The record is from RefSeq and is a predicted model, not a curated record.
CGAUCACAGACAAAGUUCGUGUGCUUUUCGAGUCUGCCAUGUUUUGUCCUAUUUGUCGCGCUUGAUCAACGCGUUCGUCGCGUUUACUGUUUUAAAACUGUUAUUUUCUGAAUGUAUUACGGGCUGUGUUUUGUUUACAAAUAGUGUAGUUGAUGGUGUUGUAAUUAAUUUACUAAAACAUUUGGUCAAUCGAUCAUUUUGUUACCUCUGUGUGCGACAGUGUAAUUCGAAUUUCAACAAUUUUAUAAUCGUCCGCUAGCUUGCUUGUGUCUGUAUUCAAAGAAAUUACGUCGCGUAUUCGAGACAUUCUCAUCAAACGCAGUGAUUUCUUAGCAAAUUGUGUCGAGCUGUGACGCAACCCACGUGCACAUAAUACAGUGAGCAUCUCAUGCACAUUUGUUAUUAUUUUGUUCACGAGUUCGUGGUGCGUCGCCCGCCGCCUUCGCGUUCGCCCGCUCGAUUAGGCAUCUGAGUAUUAGACGGUGAUUUCUGGUGCAUUAUUUUGUGCGGGCUAGUGUUGGUGUCGUCAUUCGGUGCAACGCACACGUGACUCGGGACGAGUGUUUGGGUGUCAGUCGACUGCGGUUCGCGAGCGCACGGGCACGAAACAGUCCGGCAGCACUCUGCAGUGCGGAGCGCGCGAUUCUGAGGUGAAUCACCGCGCGUUGUUGACCGUGCUUCGCCGUGUUUACCCGCGAGUGCAUAAGUGCGUGUAGGGAAGUGAAUCAGGCAUGAGCGGCGCGUUGCGGCGCCGAUGACACCGCCGUCCGGAGAGACGGCGUUUUGAUCCCGUGUGUGUGCUGUUAUGGUUGUUGGGUUAUGAGUGUGUGACAAAUUUGUAGUGCAAGGACACUGGAGCCCCUAGACGGAGUUGGGCCCGCCGGGGCGGCCCUGGUACUUUUGGGGGCUCCUCACGAAGGCAAGAUGGCUGCGUGGAACCGCCACCACCACUUCAACAUGCUCAUGGAUGAGAAUGCCAAAAAUAAAUUGGGCGUGGUCGGAGGCGGCAUGCCGGAGGCCGGUGGCGAAAGGCGGCACGUUCCCCUCUACGGGAGACUGGUCGCCGAAGACCAACUGGCCUCGAUGAGCGCCCCCUCAGACAUUCAGGCGAUGCAAGCUCGAAUACCACAUCACUUUCGGGACCCCUCCACGGCGCCGCUUAGAAAACUCAGCGUAGACCUCAUUAAGACCUAUAAACACAUAAACGAGGUAUAUUAUGCAAAGAAGAAACGGAGAGCGCAACAGUACCUGGGCGAGGACGGCUCGCACAAAAAGGAGAGGAAGCUAUACAAUGACGGGUACGAUGAUGACAACCACGACUACAUCAUCAAGCAGGGAGAGAAGUUCCUCGAUCGGUACGAGAUCUCUUCACCUAUUGGGAAGGGCUCGUUUGGACAGGUUGUGAAAGCGUAUGACCAUGAGGAGCAGUGUCAAGUAGCGAUUAAAAUAAUUAAGAAUAAGAAACCCUUCCUAAACCAGGCACAAAUAGAAGUCAAGUUACUAGAAAUGAUGAACAGAGCAGAUGCAGAAAAUAAGUAUUAUAUAGUAAAACUGAAACGUCACUUUAUGUGGCGGAACCACCUGUGCCUAGUGUUCGAGCUGCUCUCGUACAAUCUCUACGAUCUCCUGCGCAACACGAACUUUCGCGGCGUGUCGCUGAACCUCACGCGCAAGUUCGCGCAACAGCUGUGCACCGCGUUACUGUUCCUUAGUCAACCUGAACUAAAUAUAAUUCACUGUGAUCUAAAACCCGAGAAUAUACUACUAUGCAACCCAAAAAGGUCAGCCAUUAAGAUUGUGGACUUCGGAAGUUCGUGUCAACUAGGUCAAAGGAUAUACCAAUAUAUCCAAUCAAGGUUCUACCGAUCACCGGAGGUGUUACUCGGCGUACCCUACGACCUAGCGAUAGACAUGUGGUCACUGGGGUGCAUACUCGUUGAGAUGCACACUGGCGAGCCACUGUUCAGUGGAGCCAACGAGGUCGACCAGAUGAACAAGAUCGUCGAGGUGCUAGGCAUGCCGCCUGAUCACUUAUUAGACCAGGCCCACAAAACGAGAAAGUUCUUUGACAAAUUACCAGCGUCAGAAGGCGGUGGUUAUGUAUUAAAGAAAGUCAACGGUAAAGAUGGCAGAAAGUACCGGGCGCCGGGCACGCGGCGAUUACACGACAUACUGGGAGUGGAGGGCGGAGGGCCGGCCGCGCGGCGUCGCGGCGAGCCCGGCCACUCCGUGUCAGACUACCUCAAGUUUAAGGACCUAAUCCUCCGCAUGCUGGAGUACGAGCCGAAGCAGCGCGUGACGCCGUACUACGCGCUCCAGCACAACUUCUUCAAGCGCACCGCUGACGAGGCCACCAACACGCAGCAGCAGCAGCACCAUCAGCACGUGGGCGGCGCGCGACUGUGGGGCGGCGCCGAGCGAAUGGACGUCGAGAACGUUCGCCGCGACGACGAAUUGCUGCCCGUAUGCACGCUGCAGCACAGCCCUGUCGCCAUCCACUAGCCCACGGCGACUCGGUGGCUCGGUGGCUCGGUGGCCCAGCGGCGCGGUGGCCCAGUGGCUCAGUGGCUCAGACUAAGUGGCAGUGACCAGUGACCCACAGUGCCCCACGGACAACUCGUUAGCGCGCCCCGGGGCCCACCCCCUGGACUGAAUGAACCGUAUUUAUAAUUCUAUAUUUUUAUUUAAUGCGAUAAGUCUGACUGUAAAAAUAUAAUGGUACGAUUUGUUACGUUGUAACGUGUAUUUUGUUCUUAAUCGCUUCACUCGACCGUACUUAUAGAGCGUAUGAUGACCGCGAUCCCGUCACACUCCGGAUGCGUAUGGGCAUGAAAGCUAGGUUUUUUUAUUGUUACGCAAUGCAUAUCAAGAACGCAAUAUGGUAGUAAAUAAAUAUUGUAUAUAAAAUUUAGGAAAACAGACUAAUGGAUACAGACUGCAAUUUAAACUGGAUAAUCUAUAGUUUAGUUACGAUCUUUGCUAGUUAGGCUUUCAUUCAGUUUUAAUUAUCGCAAGCUUUAUAUUUUUAAAGUGUCGGCAACUGAUGACUGAAAUUCAAAGGGCCAAUGAGAAUUUGUUUUAACACAGACAGAGAAAUAGAAUUAAGUAUUUUUUGAUGCACAAAAUGAUUAAUUUGACACCACCCGUUUGACUGAUUCGUUAGUCGGAGUCAUGAACAGCCCUCGCGCCGAUUGUACAUAGACGAUGUUCACGACCUCUGAUGCUUGUGAUCCGAGUCUCAAGUAUUAUUUUAAAGCAUAUACGUUAUUUUUGACCCAUUGGAAUAUUCAGACGAUGUGUAAAACAGAUAGUGUAUAGGUAAUUCUAUAAAACACAAAAUGUACUUGUAGGUUACGAGAAUGUUGAAUCAUAUAUAAAAAUUUUUGGGUAUUUCAGAUAGGAAUUAAUAAAUUGAAUUACAUAACUGACUUGUUGAACGUUUUUGGAUUUGAAUCUACAAUAGACUAACCUCAUUGCAACAGACUGGUCGAAACUUUGUAACGGAGAUAUUUUGUAUAGCAAUACACUGAAUCACUGCCUUAUUGUGCCGGAACUUUAUACGAUAAGACCCGCUACUCAUGGUAGGCUUUUUGUCGCAAGUGACGUCAUCCGCUGCCGCGAGUGCGGCCAACCGAUAUUGUGACAGCAAAUGUGAUAACUAUACAUUGUAUGCAAUUACUAUUUUACUUUACUAAUAAUUAAUUACAUAUCGAUUUGUGUAACUCGGCUAGAAAGUAUUGUAUUUAUUCAAUGGUACUGACCUGACGGAGAAACUCACAUGAGCGCUUACACGACCGACGACGAGCAAAGCUCUAAAAGUUUGAGUGUCCGCGCAUAUUACCGUUCGGUAAUACAGCAUUUUAGACAAGUAACUGCACUUCGAAUAUAUAUUUUGACAGUUGUCUAUCACGUUGGGACCAUGCUGAUAUAGGAUAAAAUAUUCACAUAAUUAAAAUGUCCAGUUUGAUGUCGAUGAAUCCGUACAGACCUUUUGUUUCGUGUGCGCAUAAUGGAAUGCACACUGCGACGUCUUGUAACAUUUGACGUUCACAUUUCCGUAGGAAAAUGUACUUGUGUAUGUGGGUCAUGUUUUUAUAUAGAUAAAUAUUGAUUGUAUUGUAAAUAUGGACGGCAAAGGUUACAGACUUGUACUGCAAUAACGGGGAAGGAUUGGCAGGCGGCGCGUACGCCUCGAUCAGAGCUUACUCGGCUCUAUUUAGUUGAAGCUUGUGAUACAUAGUUUAAAAUUUGCACAUAGUGUUAGUGCAAGGUUUAGUUUAAUAAGGUAUUAGCUCGGGAAUACCUAAUCUCUUCACUAUAUUAGUGUAAUUGAAUGGCAUAUUAUGGUGAUGUCCAGUUAAGUGUAUAUGGUACAGAAGUCACAUAAGUAGCGGGUCCACGCUUAGCAACUUUAUUCUGAACUUAAGCUUAGGAAAAUAUUUUUAUUUGAAAUUAUUUUUAGUUAAUUGUCGACUGAAUGUACGCAAGUUCAGAGUGGAGCGGCUAAUGAGACGAGGCAACAUUACCGCGAUGCUGCGUAAUGUUGCCGUGAAUUUUUAUAAAAACACCCUCGAUUAUGUAAUUAUUUUAAAAUUUAAAUAAAGCGUUUGUAAGGUAAAAGCUAUUUGAUUUGGUACAUGAAGCAUGAAAGUAUUUUUCCUCGUUUGUUUCUUAUAGUGCUGACGAAUAGGUUCACCCAUUUCAUUGUAGAUUUGAAUCUAUUUCUAAUCUUGCUGUUCUGUACUAUAAAUUUUUGAAUAUCUGUAUAAUAUUUACUGUAAUACUUUUCUGCUUCAUGACGUUUAUAGGAUUGUUAGAAAGAGUAUAAGAAAUAGGUAUGGGACAUGUUUAAUUUUGAUGAUAGAGCAAUAACAUUAAUCUACCGGCGGGUUUCCAAAUGUUAGAGAAUAAUAAAAUAUAUUUUUAUGUGACUAUGUAAAUUACAUGUUAUAUGAAUAUUUUUGUCAGUUUCAUUUGUAUUAGAACAUCAAACAGUAUUAGAUUCUGAUGUUAGAAUUUUAAUUAGUUUGUAUGUUUUUGAUAUCAAGCAUGUAUUACCUGUAAAGUCGGAAAUCUGCCGCAACAUUGCUAUUUUUACAUAACAACUAGUCGGAGAGUUAAGUGAUAACCAACACGUAAAACACCAACCUAUUUGAAUAGUUCUAACUAAAUCCAUUACUCAAGAAUGGCCCUAGAUGUUUGCGCUUGAGUAUGUAAUAUACUAUACUUACUAUUUAUUUGUACUGUGACAGUAUGGAGUUAUGUGAAGUGUGUGACAUGUGCUGAUGCGCGAUAAGCUAAAAUGUUUAUUUCCUAUCGGAUUGUCAGUUCGCAGGCACUGUAACAAUAAAAGGAUAGAGCUUUAUGUCACUAAGUUUUGUAUUUUAAAUCAAUAAACAAUAGCAAUGA